AUGACUGUUUGCAAAACCGAGGCUCUAAGAAUAGUUAAUGAGUCUCGAUGGACUGAUUUCGCAUAUCAGUCGGAGGAAGUUGUACCAGUCACUGAAGUUGCUACAGACAAUCAGACGUAUGAUCUCCAUGAUCUCGAUGAUAUACAAAUCUUUGUUGAUCUUUUGGUUGAACAACAACAAUGCGCAGGCUACGAUAAUGACCACAAGUGGAAGAAGAAAAACUCAAACUCCAACAUGUCGAAGAGGUGGUUCAAAAACGGAUACCAAAAACUGACCCAUAUCUUCUCCAAAACAGACCCGAAAAACAGAGAUUUCCCGACCCUGAAAGGCCACCCCGCCGCCCAGCAACACGCAGAGCAAGUUCUUGAAUCCCACUCAACUCUCAAACAAAAGACCCAAACCCUAAUAAAAGAGUUCAAGAUUUACAGAUGGAGCCCCGACGACCCGACCCAGAAGCAGCCUUAUCUCCAAUCCUACUUCCUCGAUCUCUCCGCCUGCGGACCCAUGGUUCUUGACGCGCUGCAGAAGAUAAAAGGAGAGGAUGAUUCGAGUUUGAGCUACAGGAGGUCUUGUAGGGAAGGAAUAUGCGGAUCGUGUGCGAUGAACAUUGAUGGGACGAACACGGUGGCGUGCCUUAAGCCGAUUGAUGCGGACACGAGUAGGGCCACUGUGAUUACUCCGCUGCCUCAUAUGUAUGUGAUCAAGGAUUUAGUUGUGGAUCUCACCAAUUUCUACCAGCAGUACAAGUCCAUCGAGCCAUGGCUUAAGACGAAGAAGCCCCCACCGGACGGCAGAGAAUACAGGCAGAGUAUAGCUGAAAGAAAGAGACUAGAUGGGCUGUAUGAAUGCAUACUAUGUGCUUGCUGCAGUACCUCAUGCCCUUCCUAUUGGUGGAACCCUGAGGAGUUCUACGGGCCGGCAGCACUGCUCCACGCUUAUCGUUGGAUUUCAGAUAGUCGGGAUGAUUAUACAGAGGAACGACUGCAGGCGUUAACUGAGGAUAAAACACGGUUGUACCGUUGCAGGACUAUAAAAAACUGCACAGCUACAUGCCCCAAGAGCCUGAAUCCCGCGAACGCCAUCAACAAGAUGAAGACGAGACAUCUGCUCUCUCAGCCGGUUGAGGAGACAGAGCAUCGAAAUCGACAGGCCAUCGGCCAGGCUUAGCACAUUCUGUGUAGGACCUGCAUAUGCAAUUUGCAGUGCAGAUAUUUGAAAGUUGUGAGGGCUUUAGAGAGGGCUUUUGAGGAUUGACACUCGGAAAAUAAUGUAAUAAUUUCAGUUGCAAUAU
This is a messenger RNA of Sesamum indicum (sesame), 1291 nucleotides long. RefSeq names its product succinate dehydrogenase 2-3 (gene SDH2-3). The record is from RefSeq and is a predicted model, not a curated record. Gene Ontology annotation, cellular component: mitochondrion. NCBI's taxonomy places the organism in Eukaryota, Viridiplantae, Streptophyta, Magnoliopsida, Lamiales, Pedaliaceae. Gene Ontology annotation, molecular function: electron transfer activity; oxidoreductase activity; 2 iron, 2 sulfur cluster binding. Gene Ontology annotation, biological process: aerobic respiration; tricarboxylic acid cycle; respiratory electron transport chain.